This is a messenger RNA of Brettanomyces nanus, 1626 nucleotides long. RefSeq lists its product as uncharacterized. The record is from RefSeq and is a predicted model, not a curated record. Bases 1 to 1626 code for a protein of 541 amino acids. Lineage: Eukaryota; Fungi; Ascomycota; Pichiomycetes; Pichiales; Pichiaceae. The transcript has a single exon.
AUGACAUCUGUUUAUCCGCCUGUGAACGUUCCUACCAAAAUGUCAAGUCCUGGUGUUUUAGAUAAGCGUCUAAAUUUCUUGAAGAGGUAUAAUAUCCUAAGAAAUCAGAAGAAUGUAAGCCAUAAAUCAUCUGGUUUUUCACCGAAGAAUCCAAUUAUACUAAUGGAAGAUGAAGACAGAGUGAACAAAAGUGAUGCUAGCCUUAAAGCAGGUGACAUGGCGAGCAGCCAAAGAGCUAGUCAAAGAGAUGGCAAUAAAACUCGUCGCAAGACAAGUGGCAGUGGAGGUUUCCGGAAAUCUGGCAGAGGAAACCUCGGUAAAAGUCUUCAUAGGGGUCCUCGAAGCUUCGGCUUGUUAGGCAAGGAAGUUGCAGAGAUGGAGCCUUUCAUGAAUAAUAGCGAGAGUAAUGAUUUUGGAGAAGACGAAGAUCGAGCUGAGGAAGAAGAGAAGUAUUAUACUUUCCAAGCACAGGUGCCUAAAAGGAUACCCAUGGUGCCUAAGAAGAAUGCUGAAGAAGAGCUCUUUGUUGUACCUACACAAAAUAAAUUCUUCAAAUUCUUUUCGAGUCCUGCAGAGAAGAAGAUAAGGUUGGGAAACAUCAAGCAGAGACUGGGAUGGGGCAGUGAACAUCAGCCUAUGAAUCUGGACUUGUUUGACACCGAUAUUCCAUCAAUGCCUAUGGUGAAUUCUUUUGAAAGAAACAACGGUGAAUGGUGGGAAGAUCAGGACCAGGAUCAGGACCAAGACCAGGAUCAGGACCAAGACCAGGACCGGGAUCAGAAAGACAGUCCCCUUAGCAAGAAUGUAAGUGAAACCGGCAUUUCCUUUACCGAUAACUGCCCAGAAAUGUUUCGGAUGUCUGGAAAUUCUGAAGUGGCGCAUCCUUCUUCGAUAAGGCAUGUUCAAAGACGUAACGAGAAAUAUGUCGGGCCUGAUGGUCAAACAAGGCAUGUUAUUCAAGAGGAGUUCAUAGAAAGAGCGGAGAGAGGUGGUGAUUUCAAUACCAACAAGUUGUUCCGUGGUGUAUGCAAAAACGGAGGUAAGGGGUUUCCCCAGAAUAUGUGUAACAGGGACCCUGCAGAGCAGGCCCGUAGGGAAGCACUCGACAGAAAUAUGAGAGAGUACCAGUACUUCCUGAACGGAGUAGCACUACCUUCUCCCUCCAAGCACCAUAGGGCCUCCAAGCUAUUCUCGGCCAUGAAGUCCUCGCUUUCUUCAUCUUCGUCUUCACUAUCAAGCAAGCAUUCACGUUAUAUCAAUGACCGUAUUCCUAGACGUCUUGCAGGAAAGGGCCGAAACCAAACGAAUCUAGGAUUUGAAAGAAAGUUUCAGCAGUUCAUGCAAACCAACUACAAUCUGCAGAUCUUGGAAUUCCAUCAUAAAGUGAGGCAGUUUAUGUCCCUGAUUCCAAUAAUCUCUUACAUAGAGCCUGCUUUAGCGUUAUUUGAAGUCGCUAUACCUACCGAUGACACCAUUAGAAGCACUAGUGGUACAGCUAUCAUGAUCGCUAUCAUCGAUGGGCUUGUUGCUUUGAUAUCAUUGUACUGGGCCAUCAGAUUCUACAUGCUAAUAACAAAGUUUCUGGAGCGUCUUUUUUGGAUAUUUGUUAAGAUUGGGCUACUCUGA